GCGACCAGGGCCGGUGGUGGCGCAUGCGCAACUCACCGGUAUAUAAGUAAGGGUGACGGUUGCUCGGAGACCUCAGGAGUGCAUCAUGACACGCCAAGUGAUUACGUCCCUGUUCGCCCUCCUCGUGGCGGGGCUGGCUGCCGCCCAGGAGUUUGUGCUGCCCGAGAUGACCCCUGAGGACUACUGUGAGGGACGCAGUUCACAGGAAUUCUUCAGGCAGAUCUUGGGAGAAGACGUUUUCGAAAAUGAGGCCCGCCAGUUCUGUGGAAUUUAUUACCGUUGCAUCCCUGCUGGAGGAGGCAAGAAGGCCAUCAGCAAGAACAACUGCCCCGCCAGCUUGUUCUUCGAUAUUGAAGAGCAGAUUUGCAAGGGACGGAACAAGGUGUUCAACUGCGCCCAGUUCGAGAAGAGCCGCCUGCCCGAGCCCCGAUGGCCCUUGCCCGAAGGCGAGGUGUCCAACUGCCCCGGCACAGACAUCGAGUGCGGGUCGGGAGAGUGUCUGAGAAAGGAGCUGUUCUGCGACGGCGUUGCCGACUGCAACGACGGGUCGGACGAAAACAUCUGCACACCUGAGAGGGACCCCAACCGCGCCGACGUGUGCGACACCCGCACCUGCCGCUGGAACCAGGGCUGCUUCUGCUCCGUGGACGGCACCCGUAUCCCCGGCGACCUGAACCCUGUGCAGACCCCUCAGAUGAUCACCAUCACCUUCACCGGCGCCGUUAACGAACGCAACUUCCGUAUCUUCCAAGACAUCUUCAAGGAUACCACCAAGAACAAGGGCAAUGACUGCACUGCCAAGGGUACCUUCUUUGUGUCCCACGCCUUCACCAACUACUCCGCCAUCCAGGAGCUCCACCGCAGAGGCCACGAGGUCGCCGUCAACUCCAUCACCAACAACCCCAAUGCCACCUACUGGACCAACCUCAACUCCCAGGACUACGAGCAGGAGAUGGACGGCGCCCGUAUCAUCAUCGAGCGCUUCGCCAACGUCACCGCUGGAGAGAUCCUGGGCAUGCGCGUUCCCCUUGGCCGAGUUGGCGGCAACCCUCAGUUCCAGAUGAUGGUGGAAUGGGGCUUCCUCUAUGACUCUUCCAUCGCCGCUCCCAAGGGCCGUCUGCCCCUGUGGCCAUAUACCCUCAUGCACCGUAUGCCGCACAAGUGCCUCGGAACUGACCAGAACUGUCCUUCCCGCAACUUCACUGUCUGGGAGAUGGUGAUGAACGAGCUCGAUCGUCGUGACGACCCACAGUUCGACGAGGAGUUGACCGGUUGUCACUACGUCGACCAGUGCGCCAACAUUAUCUCAGCCAAGCAGUUCCGCGCUUUCUUGGACAACAACCUGGCCCACCACUACAACACCAACCGCGCCCCUCUGGGUCUCCACUUCACCUCGGCCUUCUUCGAGACUCGCAAGGACUUCCUCAAGGAGUUCGCCAACUGGGUGGACGAGACCGCCAAGAAGGGCGACUACUACUUCGUGACGAUGCAGCAGGCCAUCAACUGGAUGGAAGCUCCCACUGAGAUCGCCGCCAUCAACAACUUCCAGGAAUGGAAAGGAAAGUGCGACGUCAAGGGUCUUCCCUACUGCUCCCUGCCAAACCCCUGCCCCAACAAAGUGCCUCGCUACUUCCCCAACGAGGACCAGAUGUUCCUAUUCACCUGCGAAGAGUGCCCCAAAACAUACCCAUGGCUCGGAGAUCCCUACGGCACUGGCUUCGACGAUUACUUCUAAGCAAAACGCACUCAUUAAAACUUUCAUCUUUCAACCUUCUACAAAGUUAAGCCUAAAAAAAUUAUCUACCAACUAUAUCUUGACUUGUUCCUAUUUGGAUAUGAGCUGAAUGUCCCUCAUAUCACGUUCCAACCUUCUUAUGUGCCUUAGCAUCCGACUCACGGGGAACCUCAAGGGACUCGGGAACAGCUAAGAAGCUUCACCACAGGUUUAACCUUACUUAGUUCGGACAAUCAAUGCAAAAUGAAGCUUUUUUUCUACGCCUUUCUCUCUCUAGAACAUAUCAGUCAUUUAGAUUAACCAAGAAGGACAUCUGGGAGAGAAGAGAUAUAUAUAUAUUUUUAGUCGAAGGUCUCAGCGAUUCCUUCCCCUGGUGCUGCGGCGCGUUCUGUACCGAUUGUUGUACACAUGACUAUCACUGUUGUAUUAUAGUGUACAGUUAUUUUCUUUGUUAUUCGUUUAAACUAUUUCCAAUUAAAUAUACACAUGUACAAACAA
Penaeus chinensis is the source of this 2233-nucleotide messenger RNA. RefSeq names its product chitin deacetylase 1-like. Gene Ontology annotation, cellular component: extracellular region. Gene Ontology annotation, biological process: carbohydrate metabolic process. The record is from RefSeq and is a predicted model, not a curated record. The coding region runs from base 86 to 1735 and encodes 549 amino acids. Lineage: Eukaryota; Metazoa; Arthropoda; Malacostraca; Decapoda; Penaeidae. Gene Ontology annotation, molecular function: protein binding; chitin binding. The transcript has 5 exons.